Messenger RNA from Alternaria postmessia, 1434 nucleotides. RefSeq lists its product as uncharacterized. Gene Ontology annotation, molecular function: acyltransferase activity, transferring groups other than amino-acyl groups. Lineage: Eukaryota; Fungi; Ascomycota; Dothideomycetes; Pleosporales; Pleosporaceae. Gene Ontology annotation, biological process: polysaccharide biosynthetic process. The transcript is spliced from 3 exons. The record is from RefSeq and is a predicted model, not a curated record. The coding region runs from base 1 to 1434 and encodes 477 amino acids. Gene Ontology annotation, cellular component: membrane.
AUGCGUAUGUCUUUCCUAGCAAAGGCCCCGUUAUCGCUCGCGCGCGCCACCAUCUCGAGCCUUGCUACUCCUUUGGAACCCGCCGCUGGUCCCGGAAAGAUGGCUUCCAACAAUCGCCAGAAUGUUACUUGGGUUGAGGGUGUUCGUGGAGUCGCUUCGUUCUGGGUUGUCGUAACACAUUUAUGCCGGGCUUGGGACUACAGCCUUUGGUCACCGCGUGACAACGAGAAUGCAGCACCGCAACUACUGCAACUGCCCUUCCUCCGAUUACCAUUCCAAGGCCGUAUCGGUGUUACCAUGUUUGCUUUUCUCACCGGUUACGUAUGCGCUAUCAAACCACUUCGACAGGCCAAAUCUGGAAACGUUCCAGCUGCGUUGGAGACACUGGGCAAAUCUGCUUUCCGUCGCCCACCGCGACUGAUUAUGCCCGCAACCAUUGCUCUGGUCAUUGCGUGGUUUUUUGCCCAAAUUGGUGCUUUCGAGGUUGCCCACUUGAGCGACUCUCACUGGUUCCGUCGUUCUGUCCCUACCAACAUCGGUGGCCUUGAUACGGAAAUCCCACGAUUGAUCAAGAACUUCCAGACGUCUUGGUCCGGCGCCAACAACGAAUACGAUGACCACCAGUGGGCUCUCUUGCCUCUGCUGCAAGGUGCUUUCCUCAUCUACGUUUUGCUCUUCGCCACUGUCUUCAUGAAGUUCCGCAUGCGCCUCUUUACCUGCAUGGUUCUGUUCCUGUGGUACUGGAUGCGCACUAGCCCUGAGAAGGAAACUUUCGAGUGCCAGUUCCUCUACGGUGUCAUUCUCUGCGAUCUUGGCUCCGAGAAGAGCUUCCGCGAAUUCAUCAACAGCCGUGUCAAGGCUCGACGUAUUGCGACCGCAUUCCUCAUCAUCCUCGGCUGGUAUGUGGCGUGCUACCCGGGAGAGCACUGGGAGUGGUCGGCUUGGUCUGUUCAGCUUAAGAAUAUUGGAGACUGGAUUAUUCCUCAGGGUGCAGCAAGCUACCCCAAGCGCUGGACUGCUAUCGGAUGGGAUCUGAUGGUCACCGGAAUCUGGCUAUCGCCUUCUCUGCAGAGCAUGUUCUCGAACAAGCUCUUCAUGUGGGUUGGCCGCAACAGUUUCGCCGUAUACCUUACCCACGGAACGGUCAUGAAGGUUGGCCUAGCUCGCCUGAUUUACGGAUUCAGCACUGCACCAUACCACGUCGAGCAGCCAAAGGAUGGUCAGGGCGAAGCUAUUGAACACUACAUUCCCAGGUCUACAAACUGGUUGGUCUGGGCCCUCGCCAUUCCCAUCUUCUUCGUCGUCGAAUACACCAUCGCUCACCUCUGGACCACAUACGUCGACGCACAAUGCGCGAAAGCCACCAAGUGGCUUGAGGACAAGAUGUUCGAGAAGAACGAAGACGAGAAGCACGGUGUCGCAAGCAUGGCUUAA